Molecule: messenger RNA, 1998 nt
Organism: Penicillium robsamsonii
Lineage: Eukaryota; Fungi; Ascomycota; Eurotiomycetes; Eurotiales; Aspergillaceae
Product: putative glucokinase regulator family protein
Exons: 4
Coding region: 1-1998 (665 amino acids)
Biological process (GO): glucose homeostasis; negative regulation of glucokinase activity; amino sugar catabolic process
Cellular component (GO): nucleoplasm; mitochondrion; cytosol
Molecular function (GO): carbohydrate binding; enzyme inhibitor activity; carbon-oxygen lyase activity
Source: RefSeq, a predicted model, not a curated record
AUGGAUCUCGGAAGUCUAUCUCAACUCCAAACGGAGGGGGUCAAUCCCCGAACCGUGCAUAUUGAUCGCAUGUCGACACUUGACAUGUGCACUGUCAUUAAUUCCGACGAUCACAAAGUCCCCGAAAGUGUUGUUCCUUGUCUGCCAAUUAUCGCGGGAGCAAUUGACGCAUUGACCCCGCGAGUUCGACAAGGCGGACGAGUCAUUUAUGUUGGUGCUGGCACCAGUGGAAGACUUGGAAUUUUGGAUGCAUCGGAAAUUCCUCCCACAUUCAACGCCCCUCGCGGCCAGUUUGUGGGUCUGAUUGCUGGUGGAGAUGCCGCAAUCCGAUCGGCCCAGGAGGGAGCCGAGGACGAUGCCAAAGCCGGCGAAGAUGAGAUGAAGUCUCUCAAUCUGAACCCGGAGAUUGAUAGUAUCAUUGGAAUUGCAAGCUCCGGGCGCACGCCGUAUGUCAUGGGAUGCCUUGCUUUCGCUAAGCGUCUCGGAUGUGUGACCAUCGCGGUUGUUUGUACAGUUCCUUCCGCGAUUGGCCUUUCGGGAGAUGUAGACUUCGUUAUUUCACCCGUGUCUGGGCCCGAAGUGGUCACUGGUAGCACCCGUCUCAAGGCCGGUACUGCCACCAAGCUGGUGUUGAAUAUGUUAAGUACCGGUACCAUGAUUCGCACAGGAAAGACUUACGGAAAUAUGAUGGUUGAUCUCGUGGCAUCAAAUUUGAAGCUCGAGCAAAGAUCUCGCAAUAUUCUGCGGAGGUUGAGUGCAAAGUGCCAGUCCGCGCCCGACGCUGAACUAGACGCUGUCCUUGCAAAGUGCAAUGGCAGUGUCAAGCUGGCUAUAUUGGUCUCAGAGACUGGGGAAUCAGUUGAGACUUGUCAGGGAUACUUCGACGAUGCAGGUGGAGUGUUGGCCAACGCGCUGGCUGCCAUCUCGAAGCCCAUCGAACAAAAGCCCACAACUACCCCCACUCAAAAGUUUACCUUGUGCAUCGAUGGUGGCGGUACCAAGUGCGCUGCUGCUGUGGCCAACGGCACCAACGUUGUAGGCCAGGGAUCUGCUGGCCCUUGCAAUCUAACCGAUAGCAUUGGAGAUAUAGAUGGAGUCAUCUCCACGUUACUUGCUGCCGCAAAGGCUGCUCUGAAGGACGCCCUGCCCAGCGACGUGGAACGAACAGAGUCUUCAUGGAAGGAACUUCUUCAAAUAUCCUUCAGCUCCGUCUGGAUCGGACUGGCUGGUAUUGACCGAGCUGGGCUGGAGGGAGUGCUAGCACCUAAACUGAGACAAGCUUUCGGUAUCACUCAAGAAAAGGACCUCCAGUUAACCAACGACGUAGAUCUCUUGACCGCUGGUGUUCCACAAUCACUCGGUACGCCGUCCGUCCUGGUGGUGAUUGCAGGCACGGGUAGUGUUGCAAUGAGAUACAAAUGGGCCGAGGAUCAACAGAGAUACGCUCGUGCUGCCCGGUCUGGAGGCUGGGGUCACAUGCUCGGCGAUCAGGGCGGUGGCUACACAAUUGGUUUGAAAGCCAUCCAACACACACUGGGAGUCUUCGAGGAUAUUACCUUGGGGCUUGACAAGACUGGAGGCGAUGAACUUUCAAAGGCUGUCGCGGAGAAGCUGGGCUGUCAGGUCUCUGAGAGUGCCAGUAUCGAUAUGUUGAACAAUAUCCUGGCCCAGAACCAUUCUGAGGGCGUGAAGUCACGCAUUGCUAGUAUUGCGCCUGUUGUCCUCGACUUGGUGGACAAAAAUGAGAUCGCAGCAGCUAUCGUGAGCUCCCAGGUUGCUCUGCUUGUUGGCGAUACCCUUGCUCGUUUGGUGAAGCCUCAAGCCACUGGCUAUCAACCAUCUGAGGCCUCUGUGUUGGUGUUGGCAGGAGGAUUGAUGAAGAACGAAAGAUACAGGACCACAUUUGAGAAGCAACUGGACUCACACAGAUUGUAUUUCAAGGGAACGGUGGUUGUUGAAGACGCAGCCGUUUCAGGCGCCACAUACUUGAGUCGUUGA